AGUAAUAAUCGAACCGCAGAUCACAUGUGUAUCUCAUGAGGGCAGCGGCCCGAAGGUGGCCCAUAUACGCCACCAAACGUCUUGUAGACAUAUUACCUCACCUUUGUACAUCAGGUGAACGUCAUACGAUAGUCUCAAAUGUUUUAUUCCAUUUUUUAGGGUCCAAUAAUCAACCCAGUGAUGGGAUGUCUAGAUACUUUGUUAACAGUUAUACUGAAGCACUUAACUAUGUUUAUUCUGAUAAGAGCUAUUUAGAACCGCCUUUUGCUGAUGCAGUGGCAGGCCACGCUCGUGAGUUGAUUUUCUGUCCAUUGGACCGUCAACUUCUAACUGAAGUUAGUCCUUCCAUGAGAGUUCAAUCCAUACAAUCACUUGUUGCCAGUAUUGAACAAUCUUUGCACAGAUUUGCGGUUUAUAAUACACGUGCUAAAGAAUAUGUAUGCAUUAACGGCCUCUUCAAUGCUGUUGGCGCUGCAGAUUUUGGUAAAAUACUUCGAUUAUUGCGUUUACAACACAAAUUGGAUUCAAUAGAUGCACAAACUUUGAAUGAGUACUUUAAGGCAAAGCUGGCUGAAGGUUCUGAAAUUGCGCUGCUAGAUGCAGUCGAUAUGGUUUUGUUACUGCUCCAAAGAGGAUCGAUAAAUAGCAUAUUUCAGCCUUUUGUAGAAGGCUCUUUACGUACUAUUGAUAUUUUGAGGCACAUUGUGGAAGCGGAGUCGAAGUUGGCGUUUAAUCACUUUUUGGCUGAAGCUCCAUCAGAUCUCCGAUUGCAAACAUGCGACUUUCUGAAAUCCGCUGAUAGCCACACAGGUUUGUUGAUAUAUCCUUGGGGAUAUGUGGAGUUACAAAGGAUUUUGAUGGGAAAUAAUGCUGAUGUAUCUAGCGAAAAGCACGCCAGAGUAGCAUCCGGCACAACUCCUAAAACAGGUCAUGCAACCCACGAACAUACAGGAAAUGGAAUCGAUAAUGCAAUUUCUGAUCUUAAUAUCGCACAAAAGGUGGACACAAUCGCUGGUGUCAACCUUUGCUUGAAGGUGUUACGCCGUUAUGGUCAUCAUCAUGGCGACGUACAUAAUGGACUGGUCGGCGUCCAUUUAGAAAACGAUGUUGCAGUGCUGUACAUUCCUGAUCAUACAUUUAUCAUAGAUUUGCUUGUAACAGAUCCUUAUUACCAAGAUACGGUGUUUUACUUAUUAGCUUGGCUGUGGUCCAACUCGGCACUUGUGAAGGUUGGAUACCAUCUCUUACAAAAAGUGUCAAAGCUCGCAUCUCAACUUGAUCGGCCGUUCAUGUCAUUCAGCAAUCUAAUCGAUCUCAGGAACGAACGUGUGAAGGAAUGUUUUGGUGAUGACCUUGAACAGCCACGCAUUAAAUUCAAACCUUCUGGCGUAUCAAAGAAUUUAAUUGGGCUUAUGCAAGAGUACAACAUUCCUGUGUUACAGGCAAAUAAAAUGUGGAAAUAUGGUCAGCGUCCCAUAUGCUCAACCAGAACUCGGUACUUGGAAAAUAUUGCCAAGGGAAUAGUAAGGAUAGAAGAGCACUUAAGAGAUGACGGCUGGUACCCAACGGACUCCUAUAAACUCGAAUCACCUGAUAAUGGGCGUAUAUGUGAAGAAAUGGAGCAACUUAUUAACGCUGCUUUACUGUGAGCAGCGAUUAAAUUCACUGGAGAAAAUUCUCUUUUUAACUUGAAU
Messenger RNA from Babesia bovis T2Bo, 1694 nucleotides. RefSeq lists its product as uncharacterized. The transcript is spliced from 6 exons. Lineage: Eukaryota; Apicomplexa; Aconoidasida; Piroplasmida; Babesiidae. Bases 36 to 1649 code for a protein of 537 amino acids. The record is from RefSeq and is a predicted model, not a curated record.